Messenger RNA from Linum tenue, 1625 nucleotides. The record is from the annotation of a GenBank genome assembly. Lineage: Eukaryota; Viridiplantae; Streptophyta; Magnoliopsida; Malpighiales; Linaceae.
CAGAGAUCGUUUUCUUUCAUCCAAAUUCAUUUACAUGAAAAACAAUAUAUGGAUCGUCGAUCUGCUUAAAAUUGGAGCUAAAACAAUCCACAGCGAAUCAGAGAGAUUCUCGUUAGGGUUUUUCUGAUCCGUCCUUCCAGUGCUUCUAUCCCCACUCUCCCGACAUGGCUGCUCCCUUCUUCUCUACUCAGUUUCAGCCUUAUGUCUAUCAGAGUCAACAAGCUGCUAUGAUUCCUUUCCAGAUUUUGGGUGGCGAAGCACAGGUGGUUCAGAUCAUGUUGAAACCGCAAGAAUUUGUUAUUAUACGACCAGGUGCCAUGUGUUUCAUGUCCGGGUCCGUUGAAAUGGUGAACAUUUUUAUGCCUGAGAAUGAAGUAGGAAUGUGGCAUUGGCUUUUUGGCAAGACUAUUACCAGUGUAGUCAUUCGUAAUACUGGUUCAAGCGAUGGAUUUGUUGGAAUUGCUGCACCUUCACUGGCAAGAAUUCUCCCGAUUGAUUUGGCUAUGUUCGGUGGGGAAAUUUUGUGCCAGCCAGAUGCAUUCCUUUGCUCCAUCAAUGACGUUAAUGUGAAUGUUGCGGUUGAUCCAAGGGCGCGUAACGUGAUGGGUAGUGCAGAGGGAUUUCUGAGACAAAAACUAACUGGACAAGGUCUUGCAUUCAUUAUUGCUGGUGGAUCUGUUGUGCAGAAGAAGCUUGAUGUUGGAGAGGUACUAACUGUGGAUGUCUCCUGUAUUGCCGCGGUUAAUUCCACUGUCAGUGUUCAAAUAAAGUAUAACGGUCCCCUUAGAAGGGCUGUCUUUGGCGGAGACAAUAUGGUAACAGCUACCCUAACGGGACCAGGGAUCGUGUUCAUCCAGAGUUUGCCCUUUCAACGUUUUUCCCAACGCAUUGCAAGGGCAGUGACAUCGCCGAACAUGAGAGAGAAUCCCAAGUUCUUUGUUCAGAUAGCUAUCUUCUUCAUCCUAGCGUACGUUGUGAUUGUAUCCUCCUUGAUCUUGACUGAUAUUAGGACUCACACCUUCCGCCUCACAGCUCAGCAGCUAAACGACAUCGCAUCCGCGGCUACCUCCGCCUCCACCGCCAAGAUCUCCCGUUUCGAUCUCCUUGCGGCGAUCCUAUGGAAAUCGGUGGCCAAGAUCCGAGAGGCGACGACGGUGACGAUCUGCUGGAACAAAUACCCCGCGGCGGCGGGCAGGGAGCGCGAGCUUCCGAGCAACAAAAUGGCGGUGGGAGCGGUCCACGCCGAUUUCGCGGUGGCGAAGUGCGAGGUGUCCGAGCUGGCGGAGUUGAUUGCGGAGAGGAAGGAAGACGAGAGCGAUUCGAUCGAGGAAGCGAUGGCCGGCGGGGAGUUCGAUUGCGUGGUGUACGGAGCGAAUUUGACAUUUGUGAACCUGGAGGAGGCCCCGGUCUACGAUCUGCAGAUGAAGGGGCGGAAGCCGGUGUUUGCGAAUUGCAAGAUUGAGGGAGUCGGCGAGGAAGGGGCGGUGCUGGUGCUUCCAGGCGGCGGCGGCGGCGAGGGCGAGAAGGAAGGGGAGGGAUCUGGGAAGACGGUGACCGUUAUGCUGCCGGCGAAGCAGUUGGCCGGGUUGAAGGAGGAUCUAAGGAAGAGCUGGGGAAUUGUAUGA